Molecule: messenger RNA, 575 nt
Organism: Canis lupus familiaris (dog)
Lineage: Eukaryota; Metazoa; Chordata; Mammalia; Carnivora; Canidae
Product: 40S ribosomal protein S21-like
Exons: 1
Coding region: 35-286 (83 amino acids)
Biological process (GO): translation; endonucleolytic cleavage to generate mature 3'-end of SSU-rRNA from (SSU-rRNA, 5.8S rRNA, LSU-rRNA); endonucleolytic cleavage in ITS1 to separate SSU-rRNA from 5.8S rRNA and LSU-rRNA from tricistronic rRNA transcript (SSU-rRNA, 5.8S rRNA, LSU-rRNA)
Cellular component (GO): ribosome; cytosolic small ribosomal subunit
Molecular function (GO): structural constituent of ribosome
Source: RefSeq, a predicted model, not a curated record
AGCUCGUGGUGGCAGCAGCAGGUGCGCCCUCGACAUGCAGAACGACGCCGGCAAGUUCGUGGACCUGUACGUGCCGCGGAAAUGCUCCGCCAGCAACCGCAUCAUCGGCACCAAGGACCACGCGUCCAUCCAGAUGAACGUGGCCGAGCUUGACAAGGUGACUGGCAGGUUCAACGGGCAGUUUAAGACCUACGCUAUCUGCGGGGCCAUUCGCAGGAUGGGCGAGUCUGAUGACUCCAUCCUCUGGCUGGCCAAGGCCGACGGCAUCAUUUCAAAGAACUUCUGACGGGAGAAGACCACGGAUGGAGGACAUUUGUCAUAAAUAAACAGUAAAACCCUCCCCCCGCAAAAAAAGUUUUUCCCUAGCUUUAUGGAGAUAUAAAGGACAUAGAACAUUGUAUAACUUUAAAGUAUACAAUUUGAUGAUUUGACAAACAUACGUAUUAUGAAAAGAUGAACACAAUAAGAUUAAUUAACUAUAUACUUAUUCGCCUCACAUGAUUAUCAGUAAUUCUUUUGUUGUGGUGGUAAUAGUGGUGAUGAGAACCUUUAAGAUCUACUCUCUUAGGGGAUCC